Molecule: messenger RNA, 1914 nt
Organism: Microsporum canis CBS 113480
Lineage: Eukaryota; Fungi; Ascomycota; Eurotiomycetes; Onygenales; Arthrodermataceae
Product: aminopeptidase P
Exons: 9
Coding region: 40-1914 (624 amino acids)
Molecular function (GO): metalloaminopeptidase activity
Source: RefSeq, a predicted model, not a curated record
CCCCUCGCCCUAUAAAGAACCCCUCGUCCACCCCGAUAAAUGACCCUCUUCCGCUCCCAUCUCCGGUUUCUCUUCAAACCACGAUUCCUCUACUUCCAAUCUCCCACAGGACAGUCCAGUCGGCCGUUUUCUACCUCUCAGAUACUCCGCACUGCUCUCGACAUGCCUCCGCCACCAGUUGACACCACCCAGCGCCUCGCAAAGCUGCGAGAGCUGAUGAAGCAAAACAAAGUCGAUGUAUAUAUUGUGCCGUCGGAAGAUAGCCAUCAGUCAGAGUACAUUGCUCCAUGUGACGGCCGUCGAGCUUUCAUAUCCGGUUUCACUGGUUCCGCAGGAUGUGCCAUCGUCUCCAUGAGUAAAGCUGCUCUGUCGACAGAUGGUAGAUACUUCAGUCAGGCCGCAAAGCAGCUCGAUGCCAACUGGAAACUGCUGAAGCGAGGCGUCGAGGGCGUUCCAACUUGGGAAGAAUGGACUGCUGAGCAGGCUGAGAACGGUAAAGUUGUUGGUGUCGACCCGUCCCUCAUCACAGCAGCGGAUGCAAGAAAGCUAUCUCAGACAUUGAAGGCCACUGGAGGCUCCCUGGUUGGAAUUGACCAGAACCUGAUUGAUAUUGUCUGGGGUGAUGAACGUCCAGCACGGCCUGUAACAACAAUCACCGUCCAGCCAGUCGAGCUUGCAGGGAAGCCGUUCGAGGAGAAGGUGGAAGCCUUACGAAAGGAAUUGGCUACAAAGAAGAGAUCUGCUAUGGUGAUAUCGGCAGAGAUCUAUGUAGACGACAGCAGGCUGUCUCCUGAGGCCAGGAAGCAACUCGAAGGCAAGGUUGUUCUCAAGCCAUACGACGCUAUCUUCCAGGCCUCCAAAGUUCUCGCUGAAUCAAAGGCAUCAGCCAGUGACGGUGCCGCCUCUGGCAAGUUCCUGUUAUCCAACAAAGCUUCCUGGUCUCUGAGCCUUGCACUCGGAGGCGAGCAAAACGUUGAUGAAGUCCGAAGUCCCAUCACUGAUGCAAAGGCCAUCAAGAAUGACGUUGAGCUGGAAGGUUUCAGGAAGUGCCAUAUCCGUGACGGCGCUGCUUUGAUCGAGUACUUCGCCUGGCUAGAGAACGCCUUGAUCAAGGAAGGCGCCAAGCUGGAUGAAGUAGAUGGAGCUGACAAGCUCUAUGAAAUCCGCAAGAAGUAUGACCUCUUCGUUGGAAACUCCUUCGACACUAUUUCGUCCACCGGGGCCAACGGUGCUAUAAUUCACUACAAGCCCGAGAAGUCAACUUGCUCUGUCAUAGACCCGAAGGCCAUGUACCUGUGUGACUCUGGUGGUCAAUACAAGGACGGAACCACCGAUACCACUAGAACCCUUCACUUUGGCGAACCCACUGAAUUCCAGAAGAAGGCCUAUGCACUCGUCCUCAAGGGACACAUCAGCAUAGACAAUGCCAUCUUCCCCAAGGGAACCACUGGGUAUGCCAUUGAUUCCUUCGCACGACAGCAUUUGUGGAGGGAGGGUCUGGAUUACCUCCACGGCACCGGACACGGUGUCGGAUCGUUCCUGAACGUCCACGAAGGGCCCAUGGGGAUUGGAAGCCGUGCUCAGUACGCUGAAGUCCCACUGUCCGCCAAAAAUGUCCUUUCCAACGAGCCUGGAUAUUAUGAAGACGGCAACUUUGGUAUUCGUCUUGAGAACCUUGUAAUCUGCAAGGAAGUUGAGACAACUCAUAAAUUCGGUGACAAGCCUUUCCUUGGUUUUGAAUACAUCACUAUGGUGCCCUUCUGCCAGAAACUGCUUGAUGCUUCUCUCCUCACCGAAGCCGAAAGGAAGUGGGUGAACGACUACCACGCGAAGGUUUGGGAGAAAACCAGCCCUUUCUUCGAGAAGGACGAGUUGACAUUGAACUGGCUGAAGCGCGAAACCCAGCCUAUUUAA